This is a messenger RNA of Microtus ochrogaster (prairie vole), 354 nucleotides long. It is a transcript of the gene Cdk5rap2, whose product is annotated as CDK5 regulatory subunit-associated protein 2-like. The transcript is spliced from 5 exons. Gene Ontology annotation, cellular component: microtubule plus-end; mitotic spindle pole; microtubule organizing center. The record is from RefSeq and is a predicted model, not a curated record. Bases 1 to 354 code for a protein of 117 amino acids. Gene Ontology annotation, molecular function: gamma-tubulin binding; microtubule binding. Gene Ontology annotation, biological process: regulation of mitotic cell cycle spindle assembly checkpoint; centriole replication; establishment of mitotic spindle orientation. Lineage: Eukaryota; Metazoa; Chordata; Mammalia; Rodentia; Cricetidae.
AUGGUCUUGUGUAGCAGCCUGUGUCUGUAUGUCACUGAGGCCCCAGGUGGCAGCACAGGCCACACUGGGCUCUACACUUCAUUUGGUAUCAUUUCCUUUCAGUCUGAAGAACUUCCUCUGUCAUUUCCUUUAGAGCAGCAGAUCACUGAGCUGAAGAAGGAGAACUUCAACCUAAAACUCCGCAUCUACUUCCUUGAGGAAAGGAUGCAGCAGGAGUUUGCUGGCCCCACUGAGCACAUCUACAAGACGAACAUUGAACUCAAAGUGGAAGUGGAAAGUCUGAAGCAGAAGCUCCAGGAGAGAGAUCAGUUGCUCAUCAGUGCCUCGAUCUACAAGCCAGUUCUGUACUUGUAG